AUGUCUGCGCCGUGGACUGAAAAGCACCGACCGCUGUUGCUUGACCGCAUAAUGCACCAAGAUCACGCAGUCCGUGCAGCCAAGAGGUGUAUUGAGUCGGGAAACAUGCCUCAUAUGCUACUGUAUGGACCCGCUGGGACGGGAAAGACGACGCUUAUCCACGCGAUGAUGCAUGAAUUCUUUGGCCCGCGUUUCUGGCGAGCACGGGUCAGUGAGUUUAACGCUAGUACCGACAGAGGCAUUAAGAUCGUGCGAGAGAGAAUCAAGAGCAUCGCACGAACCGUGAUUGCUGUAGCGCCGGAUGACGUAAAGGCCGUUUACCCCUGUCCUGAUUUCCAGGUAAUUAUCCUUGACGAAGCAGACGCCCUUACACGAGAGUCCCAGGCGGCGUUGAGGCGCAUCAUAGAAGACUUCUCGGAAACCACGAGAUUCUGUAUCAUCUGCAACUAUCCUAGUCAGAUUAUAGCCCCUAUUGUUUCACGCUGUGCACGCUUUGCAUUCUCCUCGCUGCCCCGACCUUUAAUUAUCGAUAGGCUUGAAUCUAUCUGCUAUGCUGAGAUGCACCAACUUAGAAAUGCAAACGAAAAGCUGUCCUCAUCUGCUUCCGAGGCUCUUGGAGAAGUGGCCACCCUUUCCCAAGGCGAUAUGCGCGCUGCCAUAACCUUGCUGCAGGCAACAGUUCAGUUUUGUCAGAAUAUGGAGGAAGAGCUUUCUCCAAAGCAUGUUCACCUUUUGGCUGGGAAGAUCCCGGAUGAGCUUAUUGCCUCGCUCAUUGAGAAGAUGACGGAUGUGUCUUUACCUGUCGAAUCUCUAAUAGAGUAUUUACACAAAUCUGUUGUUCGCAUCGGUUAUCCUGCCUUGGAUGUUAUUCGUGAACUUUGGAGAAGCCUUUGCUUUGAAGCACAGGUGCCCGAAUCUCUCCGCCAUGCUGUUGGAGAUGCUUACCAACGAGCAGGACUGUAUGUAGCACGGAGAGUGUCGGAUUCUAGUAUCCUCGAGCGGUUUGUGCUUGCUAUUUACAACAGCUACUGUCGUCUCAACCAGAAGUUGGCAUGA
Molecule: messenger RNA, 1056 nt
Organism: Giardia duodenalis
Lineage: Eukaryota; Fornicata; Diplomonadida; Hexamitidae
Product: Replication factor C, sub 2
Exons: 1
Coding region: 1-1056 (351 amino acids)
Biological process (GO): DNA repair; DNA-templated DNA replication
Cellular component (GO): nucleus; DNA replication factor C complex
Molecular function (GO): ATP binding; DNA clamp loader activity; ATP hydrolysis activity
Source: RefSeq, a predicted model, not a curated record